AUGAUUUCGCUUGUUGGCGUGGUGGACGUCAAGAUAAUGCACGAGUUAUCUGAUGAAAAGUUUGCUCUUGUCUUUGACGGCUUCACGGAUGCUGCUGAGCACGCUAUUGCCAUUUUCGCUGCCACGAAAAAUGGCAUACGAUUCCUGGCAUUCUCUCCUUUCCUAGAUGAGGCGUCGAUGACUGCAGCGGAGCACAUUGAAUUCUUAGACAUGGAUCUCGAUCACUACAAGCUGGACAUCGCUAAUAUGGUCGCCAUUGUAGCUGAUAGCAUGGAAGCCAACAAGCGAUUUCCCGUCGAAUUUCGGUUCCAUCGAUUGGAUGUUAGUGCUUUAAUGAAGAAGCUGAAGACUGUCAAGAGGGUGGCUAAGCUGAAACUACAUGGAUGUUAUUACAAACCUAUUCCACUUCAAGAGCUUCGAUGGAGCGGCUGCUACCGCGUGUUGAAGCGCUUUGAGGACCUGCAGCCGCGCAUACACCUGUUCAUGGACGACUGUACGGUCGAAGACGACGAGAGUGACGGUGACGACUCCACUACCAACCCAAAUGCCGAAAACCUCCGGCUUACUACUGUGUGCGACAUCUUCGAUGUUGUUUUGGAUGACGAUGAUGACAUGGAUUACUGUUUGGCCGCUGGUGGAGAAGUGGUUGAGUGUCCAGGCUUUGAGGCAGGGUUGGCCAAGAUUCAAUGA
Molecule: messenger RNA, 690 nt
Organism: Phytophthora nicotianae INRA-310
Lineage: Eukaryota; Oomycota; Peronosporomycetes; Peronosporales; Peronosporaceae
Exons: 3
Coding region: 1-690 (229 amino acids)
Source: RefSeq, a predicted model, not a curated record